Molecule: messenger RNA, 1545 nt
Organism: Fomitopsis serialis
Lineage: Eukaryota; Fungi; Basidiomycota; Agaricomycetes; Polyporales; Fomitopsidaceae
Product: glycoside hydrolase
Exons: 7
Coding region: 1-1545 (514 amino acids)
Biological process (GO): L-arabinose metabolic process; polysaccharide catabolic process
Molecular function (GO): alpha-L-arabinofuranosidase activity
Source: RefSeq, a predicted model, not a curated record
AUGCCUGCUCUCGACGUCUUCCCCACCGCGACCAUCGCGCCAGUUUCUCCACUGAUCUUCUCCGGAUUCCUGGAGCACCUAGGUCGCUGCGUCUACGGCGGCAUCUUACCUGCGGGCCCCACGAACUUCCCAUACACGCCUCGCAAUCCUUGCCCCAAAGACCAGUUCGUCGAGACUCCAAAAGAGCUCCUGACCGCAGAGGGUUUCCGGAAGGAUGUUCUGGAAGUCUUGCGAGACGAGCUAGCGACGCCCAUGGUGAGGUGGCCGGGUGGCAACUAUGUGAGCUCGUACAAGUGGAAGGACGGGAUAGGGCCGUUGGAGGAAAGGAAACGACGCCCGGAGCUGGCGUGGGGCGGGGAAGAGAGCAACCUGUUCGGAACGGACGAGUUCAUUGCGUGGUGCCGAGUAGCCAAGAUUGAACCUUACAUCGUUCUGAACAUGGGCACGGGGACCCUCGAGGAAGCCCUGCACUGGAUCGAGUACUGCAAUGGAACAGGUGAUACCUACUACGCCAAUCUCCGGCGCAAGAACACGGGCAAGGACGAACCGCACAACGUCAAAUACUGGGGCCUCGGGAACGAAGUCUGGGGCGAAUGGCAAGUCGGCCAGCAGACCGCAUCUGCAUAUGCGACCAAAGCCCGCCAGUGGGCACACGCGAUCCGGCUCAUCGACCCCACCGUGAAGCUCGUCGGCUGUGGCGAGACGGGGCUCAACCACUGGGACGGGGUUAUCCUAGAUGAGCUCGUCGACAAAGUCGACUUGCACAGCAUACACCUGUACACAGGUUUCGGGGCUCGCGAUCGAUCGCAGAUCGAGAAGGAGUACGGGCGCGCCGUGUAUGGUCCCGAUGCCGCAGAGUACUCAAUCGAGAUUUGCAAGGGCCUGAUCAACAAGGCACGAGUCGCAAAGACCGCCAGCAAACCCAUCACCAUUGCCUUCGACGAAUACGGUGUGUGGGACGAGACGGUCGGCACGCCGGAGAAUGGCUUGGAGCAGUUCUAUGACUUGGCCGACGCGCUCGCGAUGGCGUCCUGGCUGAACGUCUUCGUCCGGCAAGCGGAUAUCGUCGAGAUGGCUUGCAUCGCGCAAAGCGUAAACGUCAUUUCGCCCCUGAUAACCAGCCCGACUGGACUGUUCCGGCAGACCAUCUACUGGCCGCUGUAUCUCUUCUCGCGGUACAUGCGGGGUGGGGUCUCCAUCCGCGUCUCCCUCUCGUCUCCGACUUUCUCUGGCGAGACACUUCCGCAGUGGAUAUCCUCGGUGAAGGGUCAGCCCAAGGAUCUCGAUGCCUCGGCGGUCCUCCACACGUCCGAAACCGGCCAGAAGAGCGUACGUAUCGCCGUGGUGAAUCGGAGCAAGGACAGUUCCUAUACCAGAGGCCCGAAGGAAGUCGAGGAGCACGAGCUGUGGCAUGAGGAUGUGAAAGCGCGGAACGGGUGGGGAAAGGAAAACGAAGUGAGCGUGAAGACGAAGAGAGCGGCCUGGACCGGAGAAUGGACCUUCAGAGAGCAUUCCUUCACGCUGCUCGUCCUAGACAUAGCCUGA